AUGAAUAUAGCUAUUGUAGUUCAGCUUAUCUUGUUUCAUAUUGUUGUUUUACGUUCAAGUCAUCAUGACCAUAGCCAUAAUGUCGAAACACCACAUUUCAAAUACAGUCGUGAAGCUAAUGAACAGUCAGUCCAUGAGAAUCAUAGGUAUUCCCACCAUCAUGAUCAUAAUAAUCAUCAUCAUCACCAUGACCAGCAAAGUCAUCAUCAUGAACAUUCGGAAAGUCAUCGCAAUGCUCGUGACAAAUAUUUUCAUAAGAAAGAACAUCAUCAUGCACAUCUCACCGGAGAGAGCGAUUGUCAUCAUCAAAAGUAUAGCAAAACAAGUCAGAAAAAUUAUAAGCCUUACGAUCCAAAUGGGAUUCUAUCUUUCAUGAAUGAUUUUCGAACACGUCUUUGGGUGUACAGUAUUGGAUCAACAUUGCUAAUCAGCUUUAUGCCAUUCGUUUUCUUAUCGCUUAUACCGUUAAAAGCGAACACUGCAGAAAAUGAAUCAAUGCUGAAAAUCCUUUUGAGUUUUGGUUCUGGUGGUUUAUUAGGUGAUGCAUUCCUUCAUUUGAUUCCACAUGCACAACCUUCUCAUCAUAAUGGUCGAAGUUCGCAUUCGGAUUCGUACGCACAUGAUGAUUUCCGACAUUCACAUGAGCCGCAUGACAUGACUGUUGGAAGUUAUGUACUAGCUGGAAUAUUAACAUUUCUGACAGUUGAGAAGCUUGUACGUAUUCUACGAAGUGAAUACAUAAUUCAUUCUCAUUCACAUGGAAAUGGUUCAUCAUCUUCAGAUCAAAAGAAGAUUAGGAAGCAGCAUAAAGCUGACCGAGUUAGUAAGGAAAAGAAAUCGGAUGUUUCAUCAACAGAAGAAAGUUUGCAUAGCUGUUCCGAUGACGAGCACAAACAUCUGAUAGAAAAAACAAGCGAUGUAACGGGAUUCAAAGUAGCAGCAUAUUUAAACAUGGUUGCAGAUUUUGCGCAUAAUUUCACUGAUGGUUUAGCAAUUGGUGCGUCAUUUUAUGCUGGCACAACAAUUGGUGUUGUAACAAUGAUUACUGUGCUCGUACAUGAGAUACCGCACGAAGUUGGCGAUUUUGCGAUCCUUAUCCAGUCUGGUUUCUCCAAGAAAAAGGCUAUGUCUGUUCAACUUUUGACAGCUCUGGGUGCUCUUACCGGUUGCGUUUUGUCGUUAUGUUCAACAAAUGCUGAUGAAUUAUCCGAUACAGCUUCAUCAAGUUGGAUAUUACCUUUCACUGCCGGUGGAUUUAUCUAUAUUGCCACAGUAACAGUUAUACCAGAACUGCUUGAAAAUACUUCUGUUUGGCAAAGCAUCAAGGAAGUAGUAGCCUUGUUAACUGGAAUAGCACUCAUGUUUCUCAUUGCUGCAUAUGAAUGA
Messenger RNA from Brugia pahangi, 1386 nucleotides. The record is from the annotation of a GenBank genome assembly. NCBI's taxonomy places the organism in Eukaryota, Metazoa, Nematoda, Chromadorea, Rhabditida, Onchocercidae.